Molecule: messenger RNA, 870 nt
Organism: Closterium sp. Naga37s-1
Lineage: Eukaryota; Viridiplantae; Streptophyta; Zygnematophyceae; Desmidiales; Closteriaceae
Source: the annotation of a GenBank genome assembly
AUGGCGAGACGAGUAGAUGUCACCAAGCGAUCCUCUGCUACUAGGCCCGCAAUAUCACUCGAUGACGGGGUUCCUCCCCCAGAACAAAGCGGGAUCGACCUCCUUCCGAAACCACUUCCGUCUUCUGAGCAGCAAGAUGCUCGUAAUAGGACUCGUUCGAGGGAUUGGGCUGACAAGGUUAUCGUUGUGGGAGAAUCCAGCGUGGGAAAGACGAACCUUAUAAUGAAAUAUUGCUCAGGGGGCUAUUCAGAAGACUUCAAGUCCACCAUCGGUGUCGACUUCUUCUGGCAGAAGUACAAGCACCGAGACUAUGAGUUUACGCUGAACAUAUGGGAUACGGCUGGUCAAGAGCGUUUUCGUGCAAUUUCCUCCACGUAUUAUCGAGGUGCUCAUGCUUGUAUACUGGCUUUCGAUCUAGGCGAUCCUAACACUUUUCAAAAGAUGAAAAGGUGGGCUGGUGAUGUCAUUAAGCACAACCAGGGUCAACAAGUGCUGUUCUUUCUGGUUGGCUGCAAGGCGGACAUGUUUCACGCGGUGAAACACGAACAGGGGCUGAAGAUGGCACAGGAAUUAAACGCAGAAUACUUUGAAGUCAGUGCUAAAUCAGGUGACAACGUCCCAUGGUUGUUCAACCGAGUAGCUUAUGUUCUGUUGCAGUACAAGAUCCAAGCAUGCAUGCAGCCGCCACAACCUUUUUCAUCAACUUUCAAGAGCAAGGUGGCUCCUAUAGGAGGAGGAAAAGGAAUUGGAAGUCCCAGUGCUGGAAAGGGAACAGAGAAUUGGAAGGAGAAACACAAUGGCAAGGUGCUUUCUCUCAAGGGGGCAGAUCAUAACAAAAAGAUUGCAAGAGGCCCACUAUUUAAAUGCUAG